UUUUUUUAAAAAAAUGAAGUUUUUAUGAUAAUUUUAAGGGUAUUUAUAAGAUGGGAGGCACAAUUGAAAAAAUAAGAAGACAAACGGUAGUCCCAAAAAUAAAUUUUUUGAGGUUUCAUUAUAUAUAUAUUCUUUCAGCGAUUUUUAUUGGUACAUUUUUGAUUUAUAUACAAAGAAAUAUUAAGUUUGUUGAUGCACUUUUUCUUGGAAGCAGUGCAGCGACACAGGCAGGACUUGUAAUUCUAGACGUUAGUACGUUGUCUACAUAUCAGCAAGUUGUUUUGUAUAUUGUAUCUAUUUUAACAACAUCUAUUUUUAUUCAUUCUCUUACGGCAGUUGUUCGUUUUUUCUUGAUAAGGAGUAAAUUUGAUAAUAUAGUUCAACAAGCACGUACGCAGUCAUUGAGAAAAAACCAGAAUUUAUCACAUUCUUUUCUAUCAUAUAAUGAGAUAGAAGAGAAAGGAGUUGGUAAUCGUACGAUUCGUGUUUUAUUAAGACGAGAAAGUGCGAAUGAAAAUGACUUUAAUCCGACACCUUUACGUAGGACGAGUAUAUCAUUUGGAAAUGCUAAUCCACCAUCCAAAAUGCAAGAACAUGAGAGGAAAAACGAGGUUAAUCGGUCUUUGGAAGAAAGUUCUAAUUUAAAUAAUACAUCAAAUUAUAAUGUUUUAUUAAAUAAAGAUGAAAAUACUGAUAUAAAACUUCAAAAAAAUGAAGAAAAUGUUCUUUACGAAGAAAGACAAAUUACACCGGAUAUUCGGUUUGGCAAUCUUCCAGUUCCGGUUAGAAAAUCAAUUGACGUAACAAAGGAUAAUGAAUUAUCAACUUGUCAGAAUCCUUCUGAACAAGAAGAUGAAUUUAAUAAUAAAUUGCGAAAAUCUAAAAGCAUUGAGCCUCAGCCAGUUUCAACUAUUAAUGAUACAUUAACACCUAUUACAAGACUUCCAACAUAUGAAAAUAAUUAUUAUUUACGUAUGAGAAAAUCUCUUACUGGCGAUAAAAGUAUUUCUAAAGUUAGCACUUUUGAUCGUUAUAUUUCAAAUGCAUUUCGAAAAAAGAGAGAUUCUAGUCCAUUAUCUCAAAGAACCAGUAAAUCGUUUCCAUAUUUAUCAUAUCAACCUACAAUAGGACGAAAUUCUGCAUUUGUUACUCUAACAAAAGAACAACGUGAUGAGUUGGGAGGCAUUGAGUAUAGAGCCUUAAAAUUAUUAUGUUGGAUACUUGUUUGUUAUUAUCUUAUAUUUCAUUCUUUUGCAGCAAUUUUUUUCUUAAUUUUUUCUAUUUAUGCAAAAUCAUAUCAUAAAGCUAUUAAUGACGUAUCUUCAUCUUCGGUUUGGUGGGCAUUUUUUACUUCAGCAUCUCUUUUUAAUGAUUUUGGAAUGACAUUAAAUCCAACAUCUUUAAUUGAAUUUAGGCAAUCGAAAUUUAUCUUGAUUUUUGGUUCAUUUUUAAUUAUAGCUGGGAACACUGCAUUUCCCAUUUUUUUAAGAUUUUUUAUUUGGGUAAUUACUUUUAUUCUUCCAAGAGAUUCUUUGCAUAAAGAGAGUUUGCAUUUUCUUCUUGAUCAUCCUAGACGAUGCUUUAUUCUUCUUUUUCCUUUUAAGGUUACAAUGUGGCUUUUUGCUUUAUUAGUAAUUCUUAGUAUCACAGAUUCUAUACUCUUUAUGGUUCUUGAUUUCAAUAAUCCAUCAUUGGCUGAUAUCGAAUCUACAUUUACUAAGGUUUUAAAUUCAUUGUUUCAGUCAUUUUCUACUCGUACUGCGGGAUUUUCUAUUGUUAAUCUUUCAACUUUACAUACAGCUAUCCUUGUUAGUUAUAUGUUUAUGAUGUAUAUUUCUGUUUUUCCUGUUGCGGUUAGUAUAAGAAAAACCAAUGUUUAUGAGGAAAGAUCUUUAGGAAUAUAUACUAUUGAUGAUGAUUCUACUCAAGGUUCUUCGUUUGUUGGAACCCAUAUAAAACAUCAACUUUCUUUUGAUCUUUGGUAUAUAUUUCUAGGGCUUUUUAUUAUAUGUAUUGUGGAAAACACAAAUAUUAAGGAUGAAUCUCUUCCUAAUUUUUCUGUUUUUUCUAUAUUAUUUGAAAUAAUUUCUGCUUAUUGCACUGUUGGUCUUAGCUUGGGGCAUCCUGAUAUCCAUUCUUCAUUUUCAACGAAAUUAUCUACUGUUAGUAAAUUUGUUAUUAUUUGUCUUCAGAUUCGUGGCAGACAUAGAGGCCUUCCAUAUGCCUUAGAUCGUGCAGUUUUAUUACCUACAGAAAAAAUGGGAAGGGUUGAAGAAGAAGAUUAUCAAAGAAAAACAAAAGGUCCAAUGAUUAAUAGUGAAAUUCUAUAGUAAUUGAUUAUCAAGUAUAUUAUAUAAAAUACUUGAUAACU
This is a messenger RNA of Pneumocystis carinii B80, 2371 nucleotides long. RefSeq lists its product as hypothetical. Gene Ontology annotation, molecular function: high-affinity potassium ion transmembrane transporter activity. The transcript is spliced from 27 exons. Bases 51 to 2330 code for a protein of 759 amino acids. Gene Ontology annotation, cellular component: plasma membrane. Gene Ontology annotation, biological process: potassium ion import across plasma membrane; intracellular potassium ion homeostasis. Lineage: Eukaryota; Fungi; Ascomycota; Pneumocystomycetes; Pneumocystales; Pneumocystaceae. The record is from RefSeq and is a predicted model, not a curated record.